This is a messenger RNA of Dacryopinax primogenitus, 1236 nucleotides long. RefSeq lists its product as uncharacterized. Gene Ontology annotation, molecular function: zinc ion binding; RNA polymerase II transcription regulatory region sequence-specific DNA binding; DNA-binding transcription factor activity, RNA polymerase II-specific. NCBI's taxonomy places the organism in Eukaryota, Fungi, Basidiomycota, Dacrymycetes, Dacrymycetales, Dacrymycetaceae. Bases 1 to 1236 code for a protein of 411 amino acids. The transcript has 4 exons. The record is from RefSeq and is a predicted model, not a curated record. Gene Ontology annotation, biological process: regulation of DNA-templated transcription; cellular response to starvation. Gene Ontology annotation, cellular component: nucleus.
AUGGCGGACGCUUCUCCUUCACGCUCAGUUCAAACCCCGUCUAAAGCCUCUCGUGCGCCACCCAACCCCGCAUCGUCCCCUUUGAGCGCCGGUCAUAACCGUAAUCAUUCCCGCUCCUCGAACAACGGCAACGCAAAUAUACCUUCACCUGUAGUGCAACAUCAACCUCAACAAUUACCUGCCUCAACACCGUCACCGAUAGCCAGCGUUCAUAACACCACAUACGUUCCAUUCUCUCCGGGCGUCGCUCAGCCUCAACAACCAUCUUUCUAUUUCGUCAAUCAGGGUGUUGGUGCACAAGAUGGUCAGGAAGAAAGUAGCCAGGACGAAGGAACCUCAUCUGGACAUUCCCGACACGCGAGUGGGACAUCCCUGGACGGGAUGAACGUCGUCGUUCACAACCCUCCUGGACCACCAUCCACCACUGCGAUGCCUCCGAUGGUCGCUCCCACAUACAGUUACGCUGCGGUUCCCACUAUACCUUUCUACGGCAAUGCGAUACCAGGUGGUCCGCCGAUUGUACCCAUGUACCCUGCGAUGCCGCACUACAUCCCACCUGCCAUCCCGUCCCAGCCCACGAACGACCAGAAGAACAAGCGCAACCAAGUCAAGAAUGCCUGCACGAACUGCCAACGAGCGUGCAAGAAGUGCGAUGACUGUCGACCGUGUGUGCGCUGUGUCAAGUACGGCAUUGGUAACCAAUGUCAGGACAGCCAGAGGAAGGAGAGGAAGAAGGGUGUCAAGCGGGGGCCGUACAAGAAGAGAGAUCAGAAGAUGCACGAGGCGGGAUAUCCAACAGGUUCCCACACUGUUUCCACUCCCGAAGCCAACGUCGUUCCCGGAGGAGUUACAUAUUACGCCACUGGGAUGCAGCCAACGUACUCCUACUAUAUUCCCCAGGCGGUCCAGGCGGUUCAGCCAGACGGCACUCCCGCGCCCGUCGGUGCUGCACCUCCUGCUGCCGUUCCGUAUCCCUACCCAUUCUUUGGAACAACCUAUGCCACGUAUACCCCUGCCCCCUCAGAUGGCACCACGACUCCGUCCUACACCCCUGUAUAUGCUGUUGCUCCACCCCCUGCGGCCGAUCCCAGUUCAUCCACACCUCGCCGCAAUUCACAGGACGUGGCCUCCUCCCACGCAAGCCCGCAUAAUGGCACGGAGCUGAUGACCUCCCCUAAGAGGAGGAAGUCGUCGAAGGCCAAGGCAGCAGCAAUCGUUACCGCUGUUGCUAGCUAA